AUGGACCCGUGCAUGUCGAGCUCGUGGUCAUGGUAUGAAAGUCGUCGUGAGGGCUACGCAUCGUUCUCCGACCGAUCAUGGUUCGCUGAGAAGGGCAAGGACGCAACAGACGCAUGGUGCCAUUCGGAGAAACGCAAGGACGUGAAACCUUCCUGGUGCGCUUCGGAAGAGUCUAAGGGAAAGGCCUCUACCGUGUCGACUUCGCAAGAAAACGAUGGCUGGCAGAAGUGGACAUGGCAAGAUUCGUCGUAUUUUGCCGAUGGAAACAAUGGCUGGGAGGACUCGACAGGGCAAGAUUCGUCUUGGUGGUCAUGGAAUGAUCCAAAGGAGGCACCCGCUCGACUGAAAUCAUCCGCUGCCGCACACCGGGAUACGACUGCCUCCAAGGAGCCGGAGGUUGUGGAGAUCAGCAGCGAUGAUUCCUCAGAAAAUUGGGGACAAUGGGGAAAAAAAUGGAGUGGCCCAUCAGGUGCGUCCUGGCCUUCAAGGGAUUCCUGGUCGCAAUGGGCUUCCAAGUCUCGAAAGGCACCAGUGGAAGCCCGAGAAGCAGAACCCAAGAGAUACAAGUAUGAUCCGACCACCUCCAGGGGCAGGAGCAACCACGACGAUUACGAUUACGUGGACUGA
Messenger RNA from Symbiodinium sp. CCMP2592, 627 nucleotides. The record is from the annotation of a GenBank genome assembly. Lineage: Eukaryota; Dinophyceae; Suessiales; Symbiodiniaceae.